UCCCCGUUAAUGAGAUAUGCGAUACACCUGCGUUCGCUGCCCUGACGUCAGCACUAUUGGGGCUCGUGACUCAGAGAAAAGUCACCGGUGUGCCAAAAGCAACCCCCUCUUUUAUCUCAAAAGUAAUGUUUCAUUACUCGCCGUCUUGGUUUACAGCCUUUUUGUUAUGUCAGGCGCAUCAUAGAACCAAAGUCUCGAGUUUUAAACGCUAUAGGCUACAGAUAGGGUCGGAAAUGAACGGAGGGAACAGGAAAUCUAUUGAUAAUUCGACUAAGUCUGACACCAUAAACCAGAAGGCAAUUACAAAUCGUUUACGCUGCUUACUACACGCCCUCUCAUGAAACAAAACGGAGUAAUCAUCGCUGUAACGCGUUAGAGUAAUCUCCGUUACCAGCCCUGCCUCUUCUAUCUCUCCGCUUUGUCUACGCAUCCAUGUGGGUUUUUCCCUUCGCAGUGUUGGUGUUGCGCCUCUCCGGUCUGUCAUCCUCUCAACCAUUGGUCUCGGAGACCAUCAGUCUUCCCUUCACAACAAUAGAGCUGCGCGCGCGCGUACAUGCACUCACGCGCCGGCACUAAACGCGCACAGUGCUUUCAAGGAGCGACGGUGAAAUGUUGGUAAAACUGCGGUUUACCGACUCCUUUCUUUUCUGCUUCACCUCGGCUAAGAGUGCUGGGAAGCCUCUGCGAUGCGUUCAAGCGCGCACGCAACGGAGUUGAAAUAAGGGAAGCACGAGGAGCUGGGGGAAAAAAACGGAGGGGGGAGAUUUUCUCACGAGGAUGACUGACUGGUGACAAAGGAAACGGGGAGCCUCUCUGGCUUCGGUUGUCACCCGCUAGAACUUGAAGGAAGGCGUUUGGGGGGACCGGCUUGCUCUCAAAGAUUUUUUUUUUAUCAAAAUUAUUUUUGGAAGGGAACCAUGCCUGUCCGGAGGGGUCAUGUUGCGCCUCAAAACACAUUUUUGGGAGUAAUUAUUCGGAAAUUCGAAGGACAAAAUAAGAAAUUCAUCAUAGCCAAUGCCCGGGCACAGAACUGCGCUAUUAUCUACUGUAAUGACGGCUUCUGUGAGAUGACAGGCUUCUCCAGGCCGGAUGUCAUGCAGAAGCCGUGCACGUGUGACUUCCUCCACGGCCAGUUUACCAGCCGGCACUCGGUGGCCCAGGUGGCCCAGGCGCUGCUGGGCUCAGAGGAGCGCAAGGUGGAAAUCACCUACCACCGCAAGGAUGGUUCAAACUUCCUGUGCGCCACCCAUAUCAUCCCUGUGAAGAACGAGGAGGGAGUCGUCAUGAUGUUCAUCCUUAACUUCGAUUACAUCCUAAACGAAGGCAGCAGUGACUCACUGGAGAAACUCAACCACACCUCGCCAUCCAAAGCUGACCAACGGAAAGGGAGAUUCUUUCGCUUCCGUUUCCCGGCCUUACCUCUUCUGGGCAUCAGCAAGCAGUCCCUGCCCCAGGAAGACCCCGAUGCUGUCAUGGUGGACUCCCCUCGCCACAGCGACGGCUCUGUGGCUACGCGCGACUACCAACUUCCCGCCACCCGCGAGAGCUGCAGUCCCUCCUACGCUAACGACACCCGCGCCCUCAUCGGCCCCAGCCAUUGCUCCACCCCUGUGUCCGGGCCUUUGGACCACUCAUCGCCCAAGGGCCCCUGGGACCGGACGUACCUGGACCAGGCCAUUGCCCAGACCCAAAACCAGAGCCAGGAGGACACACUUAUUGCAACUCCGUCAAUCCCGGGCCUCACUCCAACCGCCUCCAGAGAGAGUGUGUGCAGUAUUCGCAGAGCCUCCUCCGUACAUGACAUGGAAGGCUUUGGGUCAAACUCCAAGAUGGCGUUCAGGGACAGACAUGCCAGUGAAGGGCCGCUCAUCCAGAUCAAAUCCAGCCUGCUCGGCUCCACCUCCGACUCCAACCUUAACAGGUACAGCACCAUCAACAAGAUUCCCCUCAUCACGCUCAACUUCUCUGAGGUGAACAAUGAGAAGAAGUGCCCCUCCCCUCCUUCCUCUGAGAAAACUAUCAUCGCCCCAAAGGUCAAAGACCGCACACACAAUGUCACCGACAAAGUCACGCAGGUUCUUUCUCUGGGUGCAGAUGUGCUACCGGAGUACAAGCUCCAAACGCCACGCAUGGACAAGUGGACCAUCCUUCACUACAGUCCGUUCAAAGCAGUGUGGGACUGGCUGAUCCUGCUGUUGGUCAUCUACACGGCCAUUUUCACUCCGUACUCUGCUGCCUUCCUCCUCAACGACAUCGAGGAGCAGAGGAGGAGGGAGUGUGGCUACUCCUGCUCACCCCUCAACGUAGUGGAUCUGAUAGUGGACAUUAUGUUCAUUGUGGACAUCCUUAUAAACUUCAGAACCACAUAUGUCAACAUCAACGAAGAAGUGGUCAGCCACCCAGCAAAGAUUGCCAUCCACUACUUUAAAGGCUGGUUCCUCAUUGACAUGGUGGCCGCCAUCCCGUUUGACCUGCUCAUCUUUGGCUCAGGAUCAGAUGAGACCACCACUCUGAUUGGUCUACUUAAGACGGCCCGUCUCCUCCGGUUGGUACGAGUCGCCCGUAAGCUGGACCGGUACUCAGAGUACGGUGCUGCUGUCCUCAUGCUGCUCAUGUGCAUCUUUGCCCUCAUCGCCCAUUGGUUGGCCUGCAUCUGGUACGCAAUUGGGAACGUGGAGAAGCCUUACCUGGAGCAUAAAAUCGGCUGGCUGGACAACUUGGGGGUGUCAAUAGGAAAAAAAUACAACUACAGCGACCCCAGCUCGGGCCCCUCCAUCAAAGAUAAGUAUGUCACGGCGCUCUACUUCACCUUCAGCAGUCUGACCAGUGUUGGCUUUGGGAAUGUCUCCCCCAACACCAAUUCUGAGAAGAUCUUCUCCAUCUGCGUCAUGCUCAUUGGAUCUCUAAUGUACGCCAGCAUCUUUGGGAACGUGUCUGCCAUCAUCCAGAGGUUGUAUUCAGGUACAGCCAGGUAUCACCUCCAGAUGCUGCGGGUCAAAGAGUUCAUCCGCUUCCACCAGAUCCCAAACCCACUGAGGCAGAGGCUGGAGGAGUACUUCCAACACGCCUGGACGUACACCAACGGCAUCGACAUGAAUAUGGUCCUGAAGGGUUUCCCAGAGUGCCUGCAGGCAGAUAUCUGCCUCCACCUCAAUAAGGUCCUCCUGGAGGGCUGUAAGGCGUUCCGUGGAGCCACAAAGGGCUGCCUCCGGGCCCUGGCCAUGAGGUUCAAGACCACCCAUGCGCCGCCUGGAGACACCCUAGUCCACAGCGGAGACGUUCUCACUGCGCUCUACUUUGUCUCCCGCGGCUCCAUUGAAAUCCUGAAAGAUGACGUUGUAGUAGCCAUCCUGGGCAAGAACGACAUUUUCGGCGAGAUGAUACACCUGUACGCCAAGCCGGGGAAAUCUUGUGCAGACGUGCGGGCGCUGAGCUACUGUGACCUCCACACCAUUCAGAGGGAGGAGAUUCUGGAGGUGCUGGACAUGUAUCCAGAGUUCGCCGACCUCUUCCUCACAAACCUGGAGCUGACUUUUAACCUCCGUGAUGACAAGAUGACGUACGCAAGUGAUUCUAAUAAGGAUGAGUGUCAAAGGCGUGUGUCCUACCGAAGGAAAUCCUCCACGGGUUCCCACAACAAGGAGCCAGUGGCCACCUACUGCAACACCAAGCAAGGGAGGCAGAUCUACACCGCCUCAGCAGCUGAGGAGAGGAGAGAGGUCGCCGAGGAGGGAGAGGAGGAGGAGGAGGAGGAGGAAGGCAGGGAGGAGGAGGAGGAGCAGAGGCCCUUGUGUUCUGGUGUGCUCGGCUACCCGGUGGUUAGGGACCACACCCUGGGCCUCGGGCUAAGCAGUACUCCAGACGCACAGGCUGGAGACGACGCGCAGACCCAGACAUAUAAAGAGCUCCAUGCAGAGGAGUGGGUGCGUCAGCGUCCCAGCGAGGGUGCAGAAGAGUCAGCCCAGUGUCGAGAGACGCCAGCGGGAGAGGACAGCGACACAGACCUCACCUACGGAGAGGUAGAGCAACGGCUGGACCUGCUGCAGCAGCACCUCAACAGACUGGAGUCCCAGAUGACGGCAGACAUCCAGGCCAUCCUGCAGCUCCUCCAGAGACAAACUACGGCUGGUCCCCCCGCCUACAGCACUGUCACCUCCAGCCCCGAGUACCAGAGGCCAGCCAUCAGGGUGCAGCCGGUGUCUGCCAUCCAGACUGAACUCAGCCUCGCUCCUGCUCCACCUCGGCCACAGAGCCCUGGCCCAGAAAAGGCCCAGAACAAAUCCAAAGAAUCCUCCCCAGUCCUCCUCCACACAGGGACUCUUCCAGAUGGGAACUUUGCUGAACUGCUGGAGAGCGACACAGAAACAGCGCAGACGCACACACAAAACAACAUGGACUCUCUAGAGCAACAACAGCCACCGAGGUUCCCAUCAGGCCGACAAGCCUCCCUACCUGAUGUCCCCAGCAGCUCAGGAAUGUUGGGACUCCACAGGCCAGUUUCUGACCCGGGGCUUCCAGAAAAAAAACCUCCCAUCCCCCGUCCCACCAACUCUGAUUUAGAUGUAUAAAGUCUAUUUAUACAGAGAUGUAGAACAAAAGUUGCUGAAGCCGAACUCGACAUGUCUAACGCCUGGAGAGUCGUCCACUGGACUUUCAUGGGAUUUGCAAACUUUUGCACAGAGAUUAGAAAACUUGCUGUACUGGAUAUAAAUGUCACUUUUUAAAUCUAGUGCUGUUCAAUUGUUUUUAUGCAUUUUUUUAAAUGUUUGCCACUGUAUUUUAUACAAUGCAACACUUAACAGCUAAUUUGAAUGUUUCUGUUCUUAACUAUAUUUAAAGAAAUAUAUUGUGUAAAUAGACGGAGGAAGAAAUGCGCAACUGUAUAAAUGAUUAAACAGAAUGCACACUGA
Molecule: messenger RNA, 4910 nt
Organism: Micropterus dolomieu (smallmouth bass)
Lineage: Eukaryota; Metazoa; Chordata; Actinopteri; Centrarchiformes; Centrarchidae
Gene: kcnh7a
Product: potassium channel, voltage gated eag related subfamily H, member 7
Exons: 18
Coding region: 918-4568 (1216 amino acids)
Biological process (GO): potassium ion transmembrane transport; membrane repolarization during action potential
Cellular component (GO): membrane
Molecular function (GO): inward rectifier potassium channel activity
Source: RefSeq, a predicted model, not a curated record